UGUUCCAGAAGCGUGGGGAUGUGGCACUGAGGGACGCGGGCAGCGGGCAGCUGGGGGGGUGGACGGUGGCACUUGGUGAUCUUAGAGGUCUUUGCCAACCAGAGAGAUUCUGUCAUUCUGUGAAUGGAGCCAUUUAUUGCAACGAGAGGUAAUCAGCAGCAAACAACCACAAAGUAAAGCCUCGAGAACAUCACGGGAACACGGAAACACUUGACUGGGAUACUGAUGGAGCCACAGGCCCGGCAGCAUUCAGGUGGGGCCAGGAGGCUGGAUGUGUGGCCCAGUGCCUUCAGCAGCACCAACACGCCGGGUUCCUGCGGGGCUGCGUCCGGCACCGGGCCCCUCACUCUGCGCUGGCUGCAGGAGCCGCCGCCCUCCUGCUGGGGUGCCCUCACCCCUGUGACGUGUGAUGGCGUCACCGAGGGUGUCAGAGAGGGGCCAUUGUGACGCAUGGGGUGUGGAGCAGAGCUCAGGCUGCGGGGCUCAGGCGGAGCUCAGUGCGACUUGGUGAGGUUGGCACGUGGAGGAGAAAGCCCAGCACUGAUGGGACAGACACUCCGCAAGUGGUUGCCGUCAACGCGCACGGUGUGCGUGGAGACACAGGAGGCCGCCGGCUCGAGGGAGCCUGCAUGCGUGCUCUGUGGCCGAGUGGAUGAGGACUCGAGCAUCCUUGGGCACAAAAAAGAGCUCGGUGGAUUCUAUUUCCAUGAGUUUUGUGCGAUGUUUGCCAAUGAUCUCUGUGAACAUGUGGAAGCUGGCAGAAUGGCACAAUUUUCCAGAAAAGACCUGAUACGCACAGUGAGGCAGGCAGAGCAGACGCUCUGCUUCGUCUGUGGCAAGACAGGGGCCACCAUCACCUGCGCAGCGUUGGGCUGCGACCGCAGCUUCCAUCUCCCCUGCGCCUCGGAGGGCCAAUGUGUCACCCUGUACAUUGGAAAGUUCCGGUCCUUGUGCUGGGAGCACCGCCCGCAGCAGGCAGUGGAGGCAGCGCCGGCGCAGGACACGACCUGCAUCAUCUGCAUGGAGCCCGUGGGGGACAGCAGGUCGUACAGCACCAUGGUGUGCCCAUCCUGCCAACACGCCUGGUUCCACCGGGCCUGCAUCCAGGAACAGGCCAUGCGUGCCGGCAUCUAUUGCUUCCAGUGCCCCCUCUGCAGAGACAGGGACUGGUUUCUUCGAGACAUGGUCACUAUGGGGAUCCGAAUCCCAUUCAGAAAACCAACAUGGGAGGACAACAAUGCCUAUGCAUCCCUGCGAAUUCGACACGAUCGCUGUGAUGCCAGCAGCUGCCUUUACCCACGUGGCAGGGAGCGGGCAGAGAGAGAGGGGUGAGUUACCUCAGCAGCCCUCUGGGGCUCUGCGUGGGAUCGCAGCCUCACCACAGGCUGGGGCAGCACAGACUGAGCACCAGAGCUGUGCCGGGCACUCCCUGGCUCAGGUCGCUUUGUCCUCACGGCCACAACCCGUUGGUUUCCCAGGCCCUGGCAGCUGCUCCUCUGCAGCUCCUGUGCUGCACAAGGCACCCAUCGGCGCUGCUCCUUCUUGAGUCAGGGCACAGCCAGCUGGGAGUGCAACGCCUGUGCUGGAGAGGGCACCGCCUCCGGCAGCGGUGUGGACAGAGCUGGCC
Messenger RNA from Gallus gallus (chicken), 1627 nucleotides. Its product is annotated as G2/M phase-specific E3 ubiquitin-protein ligase-like. Gene Ontology annotation, cellular component: nucleus. The record is from RefSeq and is a predicted model, not a curated record. The coding region runs from base 451 to 1332 and encodes 293 amino acids. The transcript is spliced from 9 exons. Lineage: Eukaryota; Metazoa; Chordata; Aves; Galliformes; Phasianidae.